AGUCCAAUGUUAAAAUACGUUUGUGAUAGAUAACAGGCUGGCUAAAUGUGGGAAACAUUAUCAUGAUACGAAAUGUUGUGGUGGGCAUGUCGGGGGGCGUGGACAGUGCUGUCAGCGCCCAUCUGCUCAAGGAGCGCGGCUACAAUGUGCUCGGCGUGUUUAUGCGCAACUGGGACGAGCACGACGAAGCCGGCCGCUGCAGCGGAGAGCAGGAUUUAAAGGAUGCGGAACUGGCUUGCCGGCACCUGCAAAUCGAGCUGCGCCAAGUGAACUAUGUGAAGCAAUACUGGACAGCGGUGUUUAGCCAGUUUCUAGAUGACUAUCAGCAGGGCCUGACGCCCAAUCCGGAUAUAUUGUGUAACAAGCAUAUAAAGUUCGAUCUGUUCCAUCGGCACGCCCUGCAUACCUUGCAAUAUGAUGCCGUCGCCACUGGCCAUUAUGCCCGCAACAGUCUGGGAGACUUUUUGGAGCAUGGCUCCAGCCAGACCCCAGAAGAUGUACGCCUGCUCAUACCUGCCGACACAUUUAAGGAUCAGACCUUCUUUCUAUCUGGCAUAGCACAUGCAGCACUGCAGCGCACAAUGUUCCCGCUGGGUGGAUUGAAGAAGACAGAGGUUAAGCAGCUGGCGCGCCGCAUCGGCCUGCAUCGGUUGGCCGAAAAGCGGGAGAGCACCGGCAUCUGCUUUGUGGGCAAGCGCGACUUCAAGGCCUUUAUACAGGAGUACAUCAGCUCCAAACCGGGACACUUUGUGGAUGUCGAUAGCGGCGUCGUUGUGGGCACACACGAGGGCAUUCACCAGUGGACCGUGGGACAGCGCUGCCGGCUAAGCUCUCAUUUGCAGCCGUACUUUGUGGCACGAAAAGAUGCAGCCAGCAAUAUCAUUUACGUGGCCUCCGGCCACGAACAUCCCGCGCUGCUAAGCACCCGCAUUCACAUUGGCGAACUCAACUGGCUGUGCAACCGGGCACGUCAGCAAUUGGCCACAAAAGGCCGCCUGCGUUGCCGCUUUCGCUUUCAGCACACAAAGCCACUGGUCGAAUGCCAGCUGCGUCCCUUCGAAGUACAGCUGGAUGCACCACUGCGCGCCAUCACACCGGGGCAGUAUGCUGUCUUCUAUGACGAUGCGGCGUGCUUGGGUGCUGCGCGCAUUUUGCAUGGAGAACCAUUGCAAUGCCUGCAGCAACAAGUGGCCGUGGAGCGGUAGUAGUUAAGCACGGAGUUAUUUUGUUUUGUAGUCUCAUUUGAAAUAAGUCCUGUUCGCAAUGUACAUAUCUACAUAUCUGAAAAAAUUGAGAUGCAUAUAGAGCAA
Molecule: messenger RNA, 1310 nt
Organism: Drosophila montana
Lineage: Eukaryota; Metazoa; Arthropoda; Insecta; Diptera; Drosophilidae
Product: mitochondrial tRNA-specific 2-thiouridylase 1
Exons: 2
Coding region: 63-1205 (380 amino acids)
Biological process (GO): tRNA wobble position uridine thiolation
Cellular component (GO): mitochondrion
Molecular function (GO): sulfurtransferase activity
Source: RefSeq, a predicted model, not a curated record